AUGUCAGAAAAAAGAAAAUUUUAUUUCAAAAAAAACAAAGAUGGUAGUGGUUUUAAUACAAAGAAAAAAAACAAAACAUUAAAUGUUGAUGAUUUAAAUUUAGAAAUGGUUCCAUGCCCAUUAUGUGAAAAUAGUUUAUAUGAUAAAACCAAUAAUACUAUAAAUGAACAAAAAGAUAAAAAUACUACAGAUAAUACCACCAACACUACAACAACAACAGCAGCGAUCACAACCCCAAUUAAUGAAGAUAAUACCGCCACCACAACAACAACAACAACAACAACAACAACAACAAACAUUAAUGAAAAUAAUGAAAAUGAAAAAAUAAUUAAAAUAUUUUCAAAAAGAUUAAAUAAAUUAUAUUAUGGGUGUGGUGAAUGUGGAUUAGUUUAUAUGCAUCCACAUUUUCAUGUUGAAAAUAAUAAAGAAAAAGAUCGUUAUGAAUUACAUAAGAAUUCACCAACUGAUGAAAAAUAUAAAUCGUUUUUAAAACCAUGUGUUGAAAAAUUAAAUCUAUUAUUAGAAAAAGAGUUGAAUCAAUUUGGAAAUGAUGAUAAUAAUAAUAAUAAUAAUGAUAAAAAAGAAGAAAAAAAAAAAGAAUUUAUUGGAUUAGAUUAUGGUUGUGGUCCAGGUCCAACAUUAUCAUUAAUGUUUAAAGAAAUUGCAAAUCUUAAUGUUGAAAAUUAUGAUCCAUAUUUUAUGAAACAUGAAAUGGUUGAAAAAGUUGAAAAUAAUUUAAAAAUAAAAACAAAUCAAAAACAACAAGAAGAAAAAGAAAAAGAAGAAGAACAACAACAAAAAGAAGAAGAAAUUAAAUCAUUUAAAUUUAUAACAUGUACUGAAGCAAUUGAACAUUUUAAAUAUCCAAUUAAAGAUUUAAAUAAAAUUAUUAAUGGUGGUUUAAUUUCAAAAGAUGGUGGAUAUUUAUUAAUUAUGACUCAAUUAUUAUUAAAUGAUGAAAUGUUUGAAAAUUGGCACUAUCCAAGAGAUUUCACUCAUAUUUGUUUUUUUAGACCAAAAACUAUUGAUUGGAUUGCUCAAAAAUUCAAUGCAAAUUUAUUAGAACUUGAUCAAUCAAAAGGAAUAUCAAUAUUUUAUUUUGGUGAAAAAAAUAAUUAA
Messenger RNA from Dictyostelium discoideum AX4, 1119 nucleotides. RefSeq lists its product as hypothetical. Bases 1 to 1119 code for a protein of 372 amino acids. The transcript has a single exon. The record is from RefSeq and is a predicted model, not a curated record. NCBI's taxonomy places the organism in Eukaryota, Evosea, Eumycetozoa, Dictyosteliales, Dictyosteliaceae.